Molecule: messenger RNA, 2084 nt
Organism: Heterocephalus glaber (naked mole-rat)
Lineage: Eukaryota; Metazoa; Chordata; Mammalia; Rodentia; Bathyergidae
Gene: Fam53a
Product: family with sequence similarity 53 member A
Biological process (GO): protein import into nucleus
Cellular component (GO): nucleus
Source: RefSeq, a predicted model, not a curated record
GCGUGUCGCCUUUGUGACCUGUUGUCGCCCUACUGGGCCGGUGGGCCACAGCCCUUUCUGGGGCUCACGUGUUUGUCAUUUUGUAGCCUAGAGAAGCAGGAAGUUUGACGAAAUUUCACGGCACAAUAGGGGAGGCCCAAGGGUGGACCCAGACCACGUGGGACCCUCCGCACGACCUGUGGAAGGCGACGUGGGAGUGGAUUCUGAACCUACUUUCUUGCUUAGACUGGACGGGUGUAAGUCGCUUUAAAACCGUCCAUGUGAGUGGAGAAAGGAGUGUUAGAGACUCACAGCUCUGAGGAGCCUGUGGAGAUGUGUCGCCCCUGUGAAAAUGGACACAUGACCCUGAGAGUGAGCUCAGACCCCGUGAUGGCUGGGGCCAUCUGACAGCUGGUGGUCUCAUCGGUGUGGAUGGAGCCAGGGCCUCAGCCAUGGUCACACUCAUCACUGAGAAGCUGCAGAACCAGAGUCUGGAUGACCUCAAUCGCAAAACCCGCGAGGCUGGCCCGUGUUCUGCCGAGAGACUGACCAGGAGUGGCCUCUUGUUCCCUUUGGAGGUCAGUGUGGACAGGAGCCCCUGGAAGGCCUGUCGAGGAGGAUGGCCUGCUGGAAGGCAGGCAGCCACAGGCCCUUCCCACCCGCUCCCACCAGCUCCCUGCAGUGCUGCUCAGGCCCAGGGUCUCCAGUGGCAGCUGGAGUCCCCAGGGCCGUGCACUGGCCUGGGUGUGGGCAGUGCCGUGGACCUGCGGGAGAGCACGGGGCCACCCACAGCGCCGCCGACCAAGCGGCACUGCCGAUCCCUGUCCGAGCCGGAGGAGCUGGCCCGUUGCCGGUCGCCGUGGCGCCCCAGUGGCUCCAAGGUCUGGACUCCAGUCUCCAAGAGGCGCUGCAACAGCGGCGGGAGUGCCACGCUGCAACGCCGUAGCGGCCUUGGGGGCGCGGCCCUUCCCAGGAGCCCUGUGUCGCCCGCUGGCCCUGCUUCACCGCUGGUGCCCCGGCCGGCCUCAGCCGGCAGCGGCUUCAUGGACAGCAGUGAGGGCAGCAUGGGCUCGGAGCCAUCCUGGCACGCCACAGGACCCUGCCUGCUGUCCUCGAGGCGCCGCUUGUCCCUGUCGCAGGAGCGCCUGGUGGAUGCUGGUGCCCGCCUGCCCUCAGCCAGCAGCACCCCCAGGUCCACGCCCCAGCUCGGCUGGCACCACGGCCUGCUGCGGUGCCACUCCCAGCCCUGCGUGCUGGGCGGGAGGAGGAGCCGGCGCAAGCGCAGGCGGGAGGAGGACACCAGGUGGACGCGCCCGUCCUUGGACUUCCUCAAGAUGACUCGGACUUUAAAAAACUCAAAGAGCCUCUGCUCGCUGGACUACGAAGAUGACGACGAGGAUGACACCCAGGUGAAGACAGUUGUGUCAUCCCCGUGCGAUUCGCAGGGCCUCAUGGGCAUCGUCACACCUGGCUCCAGCCGGAGGGCUGCCCGGCCCUCCCCCGCCAGCCCGUGGACCUCGGAGGAGCCCGAGGCUGGCGAGGGCGAGGGUGGGAGCAGUGAGGACCCCAGCGACUGGGACAGUGCCGGUGAGGAGGGUGUCUUCCCCCUGGAGCACGGCGACCUGGACCUGGAGCAGAUUGAGAACAACUGACCUGGCCGGGCUGGUGCCUGCCUCCUCGGCCACAGAAACCGUUUCUUGCUAUUUUGAACUUUGAGACUUAAUUUUGGCUCAGUUUUCCUAAAGAAGUAUUUUGCAUUUUUAUGGCUUUUACAGUUCAGGGAGAGCUUCUCUAUUUUGAAAUGAAUUUUCGGAUGGGCAUCGUGUUAAGCGUGAGUCAAGCUGUGGUCCUUUCUAAGAAGUCUACUGUGAAGAGCGGGUGGGGGUCGCUAGGUCCCUGGGGUGGGUGGUCCAAACCCUCCUCUGGGGUCACCGCUCUGGGCCUGUCUGUGGGCGAUUCUGCCCAUGGACCUGGUUAUCCUGCACUGGCUUGGGCCGCAUGGCCUCCCAAUGCGGGGUGGCGCUGAGGACGCCACCCCGGAUGAGGUCCUGUGGCUGUUCUGCUGGCGCCUUGUCUGUGAGUUCAAUAAAAUGUGUUGCUCUGUG